CGUCACUUUUGGCAGGUGAACUUGUAGACAAGAUGUCCUCUGUCUUCUUUUCAUUUUUACUGACAGGUGAUACGUUUAUUUUGAACUGUAACUAUGCUAUCAAUUAAUUUUCCACACUUAUAUCAGUUGCUCUAUUUUAUAGGUUGCCUGAUACAAAAUUUUGUGACCGGAAACUUUGGUAAGCUACUUUAACUCAUUGAGAUAAAUUUGUCUUGAUCUUCUGCUUUAUUACGGGAGUAAUUAUCUUAGGACUUGUUAAGAUACACUUAUUGAUGGUAUGUACUGUUAUUACUAUCAGCAAAAGAGCUUAAGAUCUUUUUUCACGAAGUUAUUGGUUUUGAUAUGGCAGACAGUGCUUCGACACAUUUCUCAGGCAGCAUUUCCCUUCGACUAAGCAAGGAAAAACUUCUUAAUUCAUUCGUGUUUUCAAAGCAUAUUCUUUCUCAUUCAAGCCACAAUUUCUUUCAAUCUCUUUUAAUCGUCUAUCGGUUUCCUCUGAGCCACCACUCCCUUGUAGAAAUUAAAGGUACGAGCAGACUAAUUAGAAUCGAAUUACCCUUUUUCUAGUAACAGUUCGAUUAGUUGGUGGUGGCGACCAAUUUGAAGGGCGGGUUGAAGUGUGGCACGAUGGUUCCUGGGGAACAGUUUGUGAUGACCAUUGGACACUUAAGGAAGCCAACGUGGUUUGUCGCCAACUAGGGCUGGAUCAAGCCUUUUCAGCGGUCCAGGGAAGAGUUUUUGGUGAAGGAAGUGGAAAGAUAUGGAUGGAUGAAGUGAAAUGUUUUGGAGAUGAAAGAAGAUUAUCAGAUUGUUCUUUUCCUGGGUGGGAAAGACACGACUGUAAGCAUUCUGAAGAUGCAGGAGUAAUUUGUAUGCCAGGUAAUAAAAAAUAUGCUGUAUACUAAAAGUUUGUUUUCGUGUUGCCAUUUUGCUUACUUUUUCUGUAUUUAAUUGUUCUGUUUUGUUUUGCUUUGUUUUUUUUACACUAAUAUACGUAUCGAUGAUUGCCUGGAUUGAGGGGAAGCCUUACAGCCCCAGUUAGUAAUCUUUUAUUGGCAUUCUUCUGACGCUAAAUUCAGGGCUAUUUUGAACAUGUUUACAUUAUUCUUUACGUCGUGAACUGAGUUUUUCUAAAAUCACAAAAAAGCUCGUCCUAGUUCAUGGAAAAGCACUUGGAAAUUACAUUUACCAAGCCUGCUGAAGCGUUCUCCAAACUUUAGGAAGCUUUGUAUUAAGACAGGUAACUAAGGUCUAAUUUGAAGUUGUCACUAAACCAAAUACGUUUGAUGAUUUUACUCUUUGGUUGUGUGGAUCAGCUUUUCCUGGCAAAUCGACGAGGUUUUGUUCGGUUGUUUUUCUCAAAAUUAGCAGAGAGAAAGUUAUUAAUUUAAUUCAUGCAUCGACUCAUGCAAUUAUUAGUUAACAGUUUACACUUUUGAGGGAUUAACAGUUAGUGUGGUGGUCAUCCACAUCAACCAACCCCAUCUAAGAUUAUUCAUCGCCUUGUCACGGUAAGUUCUUCCUUAGCCAGUCCCACUAUCUAACCGUUUGCUUCUCUCGUCGCUCAGUAACGCAAAACAAUAUUCCUUCCGCCUCAUCACCUCACUAUAGAAAAUAAACUCAAAAAUUAACUCAUGAUGGCAUCUUAUCUUUCCCAUUUGACAGUUCGAUUAAUUGGUGGAAGUAACCCAUUUGAAGGGAGGGUUGAAGUGUUUCACAGAGGCUCCUGGGGAACAGUGUGUGAUGACCAAUGGACGAUUGAGAAUGCUAACGUGGUUUGCCACCAACUUGAUUUCGAGCAUGCUUCGAAAGCAGUCACGUCGGCACGUUUUGGUCAAGGAACUGGAAGUAUAUGGAUGGAUAACGUGAAUUGUGUUGGAAAUGAAAGAAAAUUGUCAGAGUGUAAACAUCAGGGAUGGGGAAUACACAAUUGUGGCCAUAGUAAGGACGCAGGUGCAAUAUGCAUCAUGCCAGGUAAACAGGAAAUGCCCACGCUGAAAAAUUUUCUUACUAUUGCCACUGACCUUCCCUGGUUCUUCCUUUUAUCAUAAUAGUGUUUCCACGAGAGGACCGGGCAGGCGUGACACAUGCCAUCUCACCCAUUUCUAUCAAACUCUCGCAGUUUAUGAGUGUCACUAAGUUAUAAUUAUUCAAGAAUCCAUAGUAGUUCGGGUUCCCGGCUUAUCCCUGGGGCAUUAGAGCCCCCACAUUAAAUCCCUGGGGUGAAAGGCUAAAAUUACAUCGAAAAAUCACUUUCAACGAAUCUCUUUCAUACUUACAGAAUGCGAUGGAUUCUAAUCUCAUUAUGUCCGACGGUUGUUUGGACCUCAAGGCAACAAUUCCUUAAAGUUGGGGUAAUUAAAUAAAGCAUCUGUCAAUUUAGAGCAGUCAGUCAUGAAUUGUGUCAUACAACUCCCCCCAAAUAAGGAAAAAGUUUGCAAUUAAAAAUCCUUAUGUUUUCUUUUUCGGAAGAGUUGUGUGACACAGUUAAUGAUUAACUACUCUAAAUUGACAGAAAUUAUAUCAAAUUACCCUAACGUUAAGUAAUUGUUUCCUUAAGGUUCAAACAACCAUUAGACACAAUAAGAUUAAAAUCUAUCGCAUACUGUCAGUGUAACCCUCAUAAACUGUGAAAGUUUGAAAGAAAUGGCUGAGAUGGCAUGUGUCACGCCUGCCUGGUCCUCUCGUGGACACACUCUUUAAGAACAUUUCGUAAUAAAAAGACAGAAUCUUUUUAUUUUCUCUUGGUAAUAAUGAUUUCAUCAACUUAGGCAAGCCUAAAACUUAGCCCCGAUUAGUCAAACUGUGGAGCUUGUUUGAUUUUUGAUUGGUUAUCCACUAAUCAAAUCAACCAACCCAUCCGUGAAAAUUCUCAAUCGGUCAGUCACAGCAUUUCUCCCUCAGCAUAUCCCUUCGUCUGAGCGAGGAGAAGAUUGCAAUUAUCCGCGUCGUAAAGGAAAUUUUUCCUUCUUUUAGCCAAAAUUUAUUGCAGUUUCCUUUACGCGUCUAUUGGUAUUACAAGACGAUAACCCCUUGGCACCACCAUUCUUCUAGAGAAACUAAAUUUGCGAACGUAUUAACUAUAGUCUAAUUACUUUUUUUAUGUGGCAGUUCGAUUAGCUGGUGGAAGUAACCCAUCUGAAGGGAGGGUUGAAGUAUUUCAUAAUGGUUCCUGGGGAACUGUAUGUAAUGACUACUGGACAAUUAAGGACGCCAACGUGGUUUGCCGACAGUUGGGUUUUACGGGUGGAGCUUUGUCCGCGAUUACUUCUGCAAGUUUUGGUCGAGGAAGUGGAAAAAUAUGGAUGGAUAACGUUGAUUGUGAUGGAAAUGAAAGAAGGUUAAAACUGUGCAAUCAUGUUGGUUGGGGACAACAUAACUGUGACCAUGAUGAAGAUGCAGGCGUUUUAUGUAUCCCAGGUAACUGGAAAAUACCCUUUACAUUGUAAUUCAUUGUUUAUAAAAUGUAAUAACAUAGCGCGCAUGCUUGCCCUCUAUCAGUCCCAUUGAGCCGCUACGAACAAAAUCUUUAUUUACGCACGCCCGUGCGUAAAUAAGAUGACGUGAGCAUUUUUUUCACCUGGCUUCAGAGUUUCCGUCCCGUUAAGCUGCCGUGCAGUUUUCCCUCUCUUUGAAAGAUGGAAGAAACCAGGGAAGAACUGCCCAAUUUUUCUAUCGGCAUUGACCUUUUAGGUCCUUAUCCAACGAGCAACAAAAAUAUAGCCGAAAAAACUCGCAAGUUGCAUGUUUCGUAAAUUUGUCGGAAGACCAGCUGCAGCAUAUGUGGCCGAAAGACAUUCACUAGGAAUAAAAAAAUUCACCAACUGGCCAUUAAUAACAUUUAAAGGUAAAAUUUCCGUUGUAAUUGUUGUUUUUAAAUUUAUUCCACCUGGGGAAUAAAGUACACAGUUGUUAAUUGGAAAUUUACCAAAACCAAAACAAUCAAAGCCGCAAAAAAUCUAAAUCUAAAACCGUUUCUCCGCUUUUCAUACACAGUUAUCGGUUAACUGGAUCAAAUGUUCUCGUUCAAACCAAAGUAUAAAAUGUGGCGUGUUUUUGACCAGCCAAUAGGGACGUUUGUUUACUUUUUUGUGCAUUGUGAGAAUUUUUGCACUCUAUCACAAUAAAAGACUUCUUGGCGCAGAUCCUUGUUGUCGCUCUCUUAUAAAAGAAUUUGCUCAUGCUUUUAGCUGUGCGUAUAUCGAGUUAUGGAUGCACUUGGGAAGUUUGGAGAGCAAAAAGCUAGAGUUGCUCUCGGCUGCGCCUCGAGCUACUCUUACGCAUUUCUCGUGCUCUCCAAACUUCCCGCGUGCAUCCAUAACUCGAUAUACGCACGCUCUCCCCAUACCUCUUCCCUCCCAAGAGUUUAAAUGGGUACUGGUAAAUUGUCAGGGAAGCCUGAUGAAAUAUUGGGGCGUAAUAUUGUUGCGAUGGAUUACUAUCCCAUCUAGGGAGGAGUGAUAAUACUCCUAGUUGCUUCUUGUUAAGGAAGCCGGGAUAAACUCUGACUGGGUGGUUCACUUGUCAUGACUAUAGACUUGACCUUUUUUCUCUAACCAUCAUUUCCCCAUAGAAACUGAAGUCACAAACUAAUCAAUGAUAGUCAAUUACCUUCUUUUGUAACAGUUCGAUUAACUGGUGGAGGCAACCUACAUGAAGGGCGGGUUGAAGUGUUUAAUCGAGGCUCCUGGGGAACAGUGUGUGAUGACCAUUGGACAUUUAAAGAAGCCAACGUGGUUUGUCGCCAACUAGGAUUCGAAGCUGGAGCUUCCGAAGUGGUCAGGUCUGCAGAUUUUGGUGAAGGAAUUGGAAAUAUAUGGAUGGCUGAGGUAAAUUGUGUUGGACAUGAACGACGACUAAUAGAUUGUAAUCAUCUCGGACCGGGAAAACACAACUGUGACCAUAGCAGGGAUGCAGGCGUUAUAUGUAUUCCAGGUAAUUACAAAAUGCCUUGUACUAUAGAAUUCUGUGGGCUUCUCCUAGUAUUUCCUUUAACUUCGAAAAGAUCAUCUAAUAAGGAUACAUAGAUUCAAGCUAGCUUUAAAACUGAAGCCCAGUUAAUCAAUUCUUAAUUACUGACGGAAAAGUUAAGUUUGAUUCAAGGCUCGAUGGUUUUUUCAUGCUUGUAUACAGUUGCCCUCUGUAAGAAAUUCUGCAGAGUUUUGUUAAGUAAGGCUUCUUUCUAACAUUUGACUGCAUUCAUUCGUCAUUUCACAGUUAGAUUGGUUAUUGGCAGACAAAUCACAAAGUUGCAAGGGCGGGUGGAGGUGUUUCACAAUGGAAUCUGGGGAACAGUUUGUAAUGACGACUGGGACAUAAAGGAUGCCAACGUAGUUUGCAGUCAACUUGGAUUCGUGAAAGCUGUAGAAACACCGAGUUCCUAUGUAUACGGUACAGGAUCCGGGCAAAUAUGGUUGGACAAUGUUAACUGUGUGGGGAACGAGAGUUCACUAGCAGAGUGUGAUCAUAACCAGUGGGGAACACAUGACUGCUCUCACUCUCAGGAUGUAAAUGUAGUUUGCGCUCCAGGUAAUAACAGCAGUCUCGAUGCUGUUUAGAUGCAUUCAUUCGUCAUUUCACAGUUCGAUUGGUUAUUGGUAGACAAAUCACAAAGUUGCAAGGGCGGGUGGAGGUGUUUCACAAUGGAAUCUGGGGAACAUCUCCAAAAUCUCGUUUCAGCUCACAUUCACACAAUGUGUCUGUUUAAGUUGCCAGCUCCAGUGUUUAAAACACUUUUUGUACUAGAAGAAAAGGUAAAAUACCAAGUAUUUCAGUGCUCGUAGAUUAGACAAAAUGAGCUAAGUCUGCGUUGAUUUGAAACUGGAUAUCCCAGGAUUAUGGGCGCGCGUGGUAAUUCGUGAUGGACGUGACAAAACUACCUUCACUGUUAAGUAGCUUCCAUUUACGUAUAUAUUUCAACUUUUCCAUUUUUGGUAAUUAUUUCUUCCUUGCGGGUUUUCAUAAUGCCUGGCUUACUUUCAUUUUGAAAAAUAGAAUGACAACGGUGUAAUAUGAACUUAACUUCACAUAGGCUUUAACAUUUGUGCGUUUUUUUUUAUUUCCAAAGGUCCUCACUAUUCGCCUCCUACUCCUCCUAAACCUAAAGGUAUGUACUUUACUUUUAUUGCGAAAAAGUACCAGCAAACAAAUUGUGGCGAAAAUGCUUUCUCUAAAGGACAAGUUUGCGCUCCAGGUAAUAACAGCAGUCUCAAAGUCUCGUUUCAGCCCACAUUCACACUAUGUGUGUUUAAGUUGCCUGCUCCAGUGUUUAAAAUACUUUUUGUACAUGAUCAGAAGGUAAAAUGCUAAGUAUUCCAGAGCUCGUAGAUUAGGGAAAAUAAGGUCAGGAAUCUGCGUUGAUUUGGAACUGGAUAUCCAAGAAGUAUAUGCGAGCGUAGUAAUUCUUGAUGGACAUGACAAAAAUACCUUCAUUGAUAAGUAGCUUCCAUUUACGUAUAAUUUUCAACUUUUCCUUUUUUUUUUGGUAAUUGUUUCUUCCUUGCUGGUUUUCAAAAUACUCAGGCUUACUUUCAUUUUGAAAAAUACAAUGACAACGAUGUGAUAUAAACUUAGCUUCACAUAGGCUUUAACAUUUGUGCCUUUUUUAUUUCUAAAGGUUCUUACUCCUCGCCUCCUAUUUCUCCUAAACUUAAAGGUAUGUACUUUAUUUUUAUUGCGAAAAAGGACCGGCAAACAUGUUGUGGCGACAAUUCUUUCUAUAAAGAACAAGCAAUAUUUGUUACGUUCUUCGUGUUUUCGAAUUUUUAGAUGUUACUGUCUGAGAAAUAUUUAGAGGUUGGGAACAUAGGUCAACUUGGUAUCCUUGGUGAGAUAUUCCAAAAGCAAAAUAAGUUUUUGCUAUUGCUUUUUGUUCCUUUUUUAUUUCAAUUAGUUAGUCCGUGGAUUUCUUUCGGUUGUUUUAACUGAACGCAUAGCAAAACUUACCUCUUUAAAGACAUAAAUUUUCAAGACUCAGAGGCCACAAAUGGUACCCCUCUGAAACACUGGUAUCAAAUGGCAGAAGCGAAACUAGUUUGGAUCUUGGAACAUCUUACCAAGGACAACAUAUAUAGUGAGUUUUAGCAAAAGCGGUUAACCCGUGUUUCCAUGCCUUGGAACACUUUCUCAGACAGUGACACACUUAGAAAAAAACAGGACUAUUGUCACUCAUACUGGGCACUUCAAAUUUAUUGAAGGAGAUUGGCGCUUCGAAAAAGUAUCAUCUUUAUCCGAAUUCGGAAGCCGCCAUUUUUGUACCUUGCUAAACUGCCAGGCCGCUUAAUUAUUGGGCAACAAAGCUUCACUCCUAUUUUUUUCAAUUUCUUGGCGAUCUACUCGAAUCGUUAGAAGUGACACAAAAGGAAUUUUUUGUCUCAAAUGGUUACCUAGAGAAGCAUGUCUUUGUGAACUUUCAACUGAACAACGACCAUUCAAAUGGGAUGGAUGAAAAUGGCUGUAUAAUCUUAGGCACAAAGAAAAUGACAACCACAAGUGUAUAUAUAUAAGUGUAUAUAUAAUAUAUAAAUUUAGCCGAACCUAAAAGCGGAGCUCGAAUUUUUUUUCCCGCACGUCUUAAGCGCACAACGCCUUGCUCCGGCCAGGACUAGAACCCGGGUCAUCCGACUCGGAGCUCAGUGCACUGACCACUAGACUACUGGACAAAGCCGUGGUGUUGGUGUGCCUGCGGUACAAUUGACCACGCAUGUUAAAAGUAGUAUCUUGUACGGUCGAUCGCAGGGUCGUACGGUCGUAAGUCCAAAUUUUUUCGGCUUGAUGGGUUACUACUAUUUGUAUAAUUAUGGGGCUACGCUCUGCGAGCUCCGCUAUAAAUCAAAAUCAUCGAGUGGGAGGCAAGACCGUGGUCGUUCCCCCUGAUGCGACCCGCGGGUGAAAAAGGGUGGGUAAAAACAAAGGCGAGUUAUCAGGUCCAAGGCUAGCUAACAGUGAUGCAGUCGAUAACAAAACCAGCGUCCAUGAUAGAGGCACAGUUAAUGUAUAACUAACGGUUGCUACUUAUUAUAUUGCCAUUGGACAGUAUCCAAUACCUCACAUAUAACUUCUUAGUUUCAGGUGAAAGCAAUUCACAGCUUUUUGUCGGUACCAUUAUCACUUUGUUCCUUUUUAUUCUCGUGUUAAUCGUGGUAAUUGGCCUCCUGAAGUGGCAACAGAGGCAAAAAGUACGCGCUGAGAGGAGAAAUGCUGAAGCACGUCUGCAAAGACCUCGACAUGCUGAUACUGCGAUUCGUCCUCCAGAGUACGCACAACUGACUGGACAACAAGAACAGACAUACGAGAACGUAAGAAAUUUGAGCCCCCUUUUUCGUUUAACUUUACAAUGAAUUUUCCAGUUUUGCUGAUAACAGAUAUGAAAAUACGAGGCGUUGAUGGCGUCUCACUUUCGCGUUCUGUUAACCAGUUUCAAUUAAAUUUCUGCGUCCGUUAACUCAUGUUCGCCUUCUUCCUUUUGCAGGUGUUUCCAGGAAAAACACCAAUCUAACAUCCCAAAAUGCUUAGUUGAAAUCACUGAAGACAUCUAAUAGUUGCGCGUAUAUAACACUAGCUUCUUGCUAACCGAGGGUGACGGCCGGGAAUAUUGGCUCGAGGUCGUUUUGAUACGGACCGAUCGCAGCGAGGUCCGCACAUAAACGACCCAGGGCCAAUAUUCCCCAGUACGGCCUGAGGAAGUGAGGUUUUUUUUUAAUAGUUAAUUACAUGGCGCUCGGGCUAAACUUGUUUAUUUCGAAUUUGCCGACUUUCGAGAACAAAACUACGCCACCGUUUCCGUGGAAUCGGUCCGUAUGGCAAAUCCUUAACCAAGUAUCAGAGCGCUCGGGUUCACCUUAGAAACUCUUGAGAAAUAACAAACACCCUUAUAUUUCUUUUAAGUAAAGAUAAAUUUUUUGGUUAUAUUUGUAUAUCAGAGUAGACCAAUAAGGAAGGUAUAAAUACAUUAUUAGAUAAUAAAAUGGAGAAAGUCUUUGCUGAAACAGAAAACCAAGGAAAACUUAAUUUACCUCCAGCGCUGGAAAACGCGAGCGAAGAAUUUGCGAUCGGUUUUGGAUUUGCAUCUGAUUGAUUGAUCAGGUAGUGAGAGAUUUUUUAGGCCAAUGGUCGAGGAUUUUGAAGGAAAACCAGAGUGGCCUUUGCAUUACUUCUGGCUCACAAUUGAAAACUGCUUCGUUUGUAUGGUUACAAGUUUGUACAGUAAUAGCACUGCAGCUAAGUCAUUGAGAUAAUGUCCUGGGUGAAAAAAGAAAGAAAGGGUUUCGAUUAGGGAAAUAAGCUUGUAGUCUUCAAUUAAAUUUAAGCUGCGAAUAACGCAAUUUUUUUGGCCGUAAUAUUAAAGCCUCCAAGGAAUAUCUUAGAUUUGAAAAUAAAACCGCCAUUUUUUUUAUAUUCAUUGUAUGCAUGAUCAACAUAUUUAUACUUAAGUGUAAUUUAAAUACAUGUAGAAAAAAACAUAAAGAAAUUGCUGACAAGAAGCCUGAUCCCAGGCUUCGACGGGAUUCAAACCCGCGCCUCCCAGAAGCUAGUUCCACGCAAUUUGACAACAAAGCUACCAAGGUACAUGUUAGGAGCGAGACAGAUUUCAUGUACUACGUUCUUUGUGACAGGAAAUGAGUCUGGUUUAAUGAGAUAUAAACAAUCCGAUCUUGUAAGUGUUGAUCCGCUUUAGUGACAGGAAAUCCGAUAAUCUUAACUUUAUCUUAACUCAGAGUAAGUCACUGGGCCCUCCGAAAUGGGAGCAUAAAAACUUAUAUUAGAACAGAAUGAAAACAAGUGAGUGCAUGAAGUUCAGAGAUUCAGAAAGCCAUAUCUUGGGGAUAUCAUAAAGUUCAUAAAGGUAACGUAAUGGUUAAGAAAAUCGACAGAGGUCUUUGUUAAGGAUUUUUUUUGCCGUUUUUCGGACGCGCAAUGCGUUAA
Molecule: messenger RNA, 9924 nt
Organism: Pocillopora meandrina
Lineage: Eukaryota; Metazoa; Cnidaria; Anthozoa; Scleractinia; Pocilloporidae
Source: the annotation of a GenBank genome assembly